AUGACUGAGUCUGAACCGUUUCUUUACUCGAAGUUGGAGGCUGAUGACAAUGAAGAGCAGACUGCCACUGCAAUUCCUCUCGAAGAUCACUACCAUGAUGAUCCAGCUUUGACACCACGUCAAGAUCACGCCGAUCUGCAGAGAUAUGUUCCUCGAACUUACUGGAGCUUGUGGCGCGAUAUCUCCGAAUGGAUCUCAAGUAGAGUGGAGAAGGCGACAUACGUCUGGCCGCCCACGCCGCCCACCACCCAGGAUGUUAAGCAGGCUCUCAUUCAAGCCCUUCCUCGCUUAUUCAGACCUACCUCACUGCGCAAAACGUUUGAACCAGGCCCAACAGCCUACCUCGAUGCUCUACGAGGGUACGCGGCUUGGAAUGUCUUUCUUGCGCACGGUUACAAAGGCUAUCACUUCUGGUACAAACAACAACCGUUCCUAUCGGCCCUCAUGGCUGGUGAGGCCAUGGUUGCGCUAUUCUUCGUCAUUUCCGGUUACGUGUUGAGCUAUCGUCUACUCAUUUAUACACGCAACCGUUCUGGUGAGAUGUUGCUGGUCGGCCUAGCGAGUAGUACUUUUCGUCGGGGCAUACGCUUAUACGGCUCGACAAUUGUAGCGCUGUUCGCGGCGCUAAUUCUGGUUCGCCUCCGAUUAUAUACUGACGCCGGCAAAGGAAAUUUCUACUUUGAAUCAAUGUGGAUACAAUUAAACGACUGGUUCUGGACACUCUUUUAUUUCCUUAAUCCUUUCUCCAAUCAAAUCUGGGGCUAUUAUAAAGAAGAAAGUCUACAGAACAAAUAUCUUGGACAAAUGUGGACAAUUCCCGUUGAGCUUCGCGGCAGCAUGAUUCUAUUUAUUUACAUCGCAGCGACUUGCAAGCUACCUGUCUAUACUCGAAUAGCACUAACUUGUUUACUUGUGAUCGUCUCUCAUUACUGGAUGGUUCUCUACGUCGCACAAUUCUUGAUGGGUAUGCUCAUCGCCGAAUUCGCGCUGCUACGCUAUCCAGAGCGACUUACAGUAUCAGUCUCGCUCACUGAGCACAGAAAUGGCCCGCGAGAGCAAAGCGUAGCUUCAAAAUGCUUCUGGACGCUGGUGUUUAUCGUCGGCCUCUUUCUCCUAGGACAACCUGAUGAGGACACCAAUACUCUCGGCAUCUUUGGUGACUGGCCCUGGGCAUUAUUACGCUCCUGGCUUCCAAAUUGGCUAGGUUAUGGAGAGAAGAUAUACUGGUAUCUAGGCUUCGGGUCCUUCUUCCUUAUCCUUGGCCUUGAGAUGUAUCCAACUUUGCAAGUGCCACUACGAUGGGGCUGGAGUCAGUACGUCGGCGAGCUCAGCUUUGGGAUAUACGCACUACACGUUCCUCUUAUCUUCACGAUUACAAUUUACUGGUGGGAUCCGAAGGUGAGAGUAGCAAACGAGUGGGGUGACGGCUGGGGUGUUCUACCCGGCGCAUUGGUCAUUCAUGUGGCAGUUUUCACUUGUGCAGAUUAUUUCAACAGAAUCGACAAACGCGUGGUGCGCUUAGGCAGAUGGAUCCAAGAACAGUGCUUUGAGCGUUGGGAGAAGUUGUAG
Molecule: messenger RNA, 1569 nt
Organism: Exophiala bonariae
Lineage: Eukaryota; Fungi; Ascomycota; Eurotiomycetes; Chaetothyriales; Herpotrichiellaceae
Exons: 1
Coding region: 1-1569 (522 amino acids)
Biological process (GO): polysaccharide biosynthetic process
Cellular component (GO): membrane
Molecular function (GO): acyltransferase activity, transferring groups other than amino-acyl groups
Source: RefSeq, a predicted model, not a curated record